AUGGCGACCGCCACCUCCCGACCCUUUGAGUACCUUCAGAGCCUGCCGGGGGUGACCCUUCGCAAGCUGUACCAGCAGCCGUCCACCGCCCUAGCCAUCUUUCGGCGCAUGCUGCCUGAUCUGGCGAAAUGCUUUGUCAUGGCGCUGUUGUACCUGCAAGGCCCGUUUCCGCAGGAUGAUCUGGAAACUUGGGUCAAAUCGGAAAGCAAGAAACAAAGAGACGACGCGAUCGAUAUCUUGAAACGGCUCUCUAUCUUGACUCACCCGAACCCGGUAAUCGACAAGGUCAUCGAGGAGAAGACCGAGAAAGAGAAGGGCGAGAGACAGAAAAAAACCGUGAGGCUUCCCGCUUACCAGGUCACCAAAGAGUUUGCUCGCUCGCUUCAACAAGCGCUCAUGGGCUCUGAGAACUCCCAGUCCUUUGGUGUCUUCUCUCAAGGACCUGACCAGACCCCCGUUUCGAUUGCCGACCUGGACGACUAUGCGCGGCGGCAGUGGGAAGGAGUCCUGGGAUACAUGGUGGGAACAGAUGCGCUGGGCGGAUCGCGCGAGGUCAAACUAAGCAACGGGGUGAAACAACUGUUGCAAGCUGGCCAUUUGGUGGAGAUUCGUGAUCGCCGAGUGGAUAUCACCAAGGACGGGUUUGGGUUCGUGCUGCAAGAUGUCAAUACGCAGGUCUGGCAUAUCUUGAUCCUGUAUGUGGAAAGCGCCGAGGCCAUCGGCAUGGAUAGUGUCGAGGUCCUCUCCUUCCUCUUCCUGCUGAGCAGCUUGGAGCUGGGCCAAUCCUACGAAAAGCGACACUUGAAUGAGGUCCAACUGCGCACCCUCGCCGAUCUGUCCGACUUUGGCAUUGUUUACCAGGACAACCCAGACGCCCCAUGCUUCUAUCCCACGCGCCUUGCAACCACGCUCACUUCUGACUCGGUUGCACUGAGCAAUCCUGUAACUGGCUCGAUUACGGGACCGGUCAGCACUUCCUCUGGCGGUGGCACUGGGUUCAUCAUCAUCGAAACCAACUACCGUCUCUACGCCUAUACCUCCUCGCCCCUCCAGAUUUCCCUCAUUUCUCUCUUCACAAAUCUCAAAUACCGCUUCACGAACCUGGUCACUGGGAAAAUCACGCGCCAGUCGGUGCGCCGAGCAAUCGAGAUGGGCAUCACAGCUGACCAGAUCAUCUCGUAUCUCUUGACACACGCCCACCCCCAGAUGCGCAAGCACAACGCUACAUAUUCUACGUCCAACGCUUCAGGCAUCCCGCCCUCUGUGCUGCCGCCCACCGUGACCGAUCAGAUCAGGUUGUGGCAACUCGAGCGGGACCGUCUCCGAGCCACAUCGGGUUUUCUGUUCAAGGAUUUCAGUGCCUUUAACGAAUACCUGGCUCCAUGCCAGCAUGCUGCAGAGAUCGGUGUGCUGGUUUGGAAGUCGGACAGGAGACCCUCCCGGUUUUCAACCCGUUUCCUAAAUCUCACGACAUGUCGGAUCAUCCGGCAAAAGAAUGCGAACGUCGGGGACUCGCCGCAACUCUCCCACUCUGGACAAGUCCCUCGUCGAGGUGGCGAAAAGACCUCGACUUCCGCAGAUGGAAUGGGACCAGCAGCAUAG
Molecule: messenger RNA, 1602 nt
Organism: Penicillium lagena
Lineage: Eukaryota; Fungi; Ascomycota; Eurotiomycetes; Eurotiales; Aspergillaceae
Product: TFIIH/NER complex subunit TFB2
Exons: 4
Coding region: 1-1602 (533 amino acids)
Biological process (GO): nucleotide-excision repair
Cellular component (GO): transcription factor TFIIH core complex; transcription factor TFIIH holo complex
Molecular function (GO): double-stranded DNA binding; ATPase activator activity
Source: RefSeq, a predicted model, not a curated record